Akanthomyces muscarius is the source of this 1005-nucleotide messenger RNA. RefSeq lists its product as uncharacterized. Gene Ontology annotation, cellular component: cytoplasm. Gene Ontology annotation, biological process: sucrose biosynthetic process; gluconeogenesis; fructose 6-phosphate metabolic process. The transcript has a single exon. Bases 1 to 1005 code for a protein of 334 amino acids. NCBI's taxonomy places the organism in Eukaryota, Fungi, Ascomycota, Sordariomycetes, Hypocreales, Cordycipitaceae. The record is from RefSeq and is a predicted model, not a curated record. Gene Ontology annotation, molecular function: fructose 1,6-bisphosphate 1-phosphatase activity.
AUGGCAUCAGAAUCGAUCCAUGACCAUCUGCAAGCCGUGCUUGGCCCCAUCGCCUACGAGCAACGCAGCGCCCUCUGCACAUCUGUCCUCCCCACCAUCAUAUCUGCGCUUGCCGACAUCAGCAAGGCCCUCCGUGCUGCCCACUCCGUCGUCGCUGUCGGGAGCACAAACACGUUUGGCGAUGAGCAGCUCAACGUCGACGUGGCAGCCGAAGAACUAGUCCGUGCCGCUCUUGCGCGCUGCCCCUCGGUCGUGACGGCCAGCAGCGAAGAGGACCCCAUCGAGCGCUCCGUCGACCACUCCGUCGCCGUGCCCAAGCAGCGCCGCGAAGUCUACUCGGCCGCGUUUGACCCGCUGGACGGCAGCUCCAUCAUCGGGCCCGGCUGGGCGGUCGGCACCAUCAUUGGCCUCUGGGACGGUCCCUCGGCGCUGCGCCAGGCGCCGCGCGAGAAGCAGGUCGCGUCCAUCCUUGCCAGCUACGGCUCGCGCAACACGGCGCUCGUGGCCCUCCGCAUCCCCGGUACGACGGCGCCCGCUGUCUGUUUCGAGGUCGGGCUGGGCGACGACAGCAGCACGCCCGCCGCCCUGACGCGCACAGAGGUCCGCUACGCGACCGAGGCCGCCAAGACGCGGUACUUUGCGCCGGCCAACCUGCGCGCGGCGUCCGAGUCGCCGGCGUACAUGGCGCUCGUGCAGCACUAUAUCACGGAGCGAUAUACGCUGCGCUACAGCGGAGGCCUGGUGCCGGACGUGGUGCAUGGCCUGUCCAAGGGCCACGGCUUGUACGUCUCGCCCGUGACGGCGGGCAGCAAGGCCAAGCUGCGUAGGCUCUUCGAGCUGUGCCCCGUGGCGAUGGUGGUGGAGUGCGCCGGCGGCAAGGCGGUUGACGCCGCGGACGGAUCGGAUGUCCUGGGCAGAGCGGUGGAGGAUAUCAACGAGACGGGUGCGCUGGCGUGCGGAAAUGCGGCCGAGGUCGACUUUGCCAUGCAAAAGUUGCUGGCUUAA